Molecule: messenger RNA, 435 nt
Organism: Microbotryum saponariae
Lineage: Eukaryota; Fungi; Basidiomycota; Microbotryomycetes; Microbotryales; Microbotryaceae
Source: the annotation of a GenBank genome assembly
AUGGAUCAUUCGUUCGCGUUGGUCAAGAUCUACGGCAUGGAUCGGGAAGAAAGUGUUAAGUCGUGUGUCUCGAGAGGGGACUGGAUCGGCAACCAGUGAGUACACGAGACACAGUACGAGUGUUAGGAAGUAGUUUGGAGCGUUAGGGGGAAGACUAAAGAGGCUCGCGGUGCGAGUGCGCGAAAUAUCUCUAAGUCCAAAAGGGGUCCGAGCGGCGCGCGGCUGGCUAGGCUGGGCGCGGGCUGGAGAUCGACCUAAGCAAGAGUGUGUGGAAUUCAACAGAAAGGUCGCUCGUUUUUUUGGUCAAUAUCCUCGCGUCAAGGCGAGGCUUGUUUCGUUGUAUUGGAUCGUUUUCGCUCCGCCCCGACGGCUCAACAGCCAGCACUCGAGACUCAGCCAAGGGAGGACAUCAGGCGCUGUCGGGGUGACGAGUAG